Dimorphilus gyrociliatus is the source of this 3242-nucleotide messenger RNA. The record is from the annotation of a GenBank genome assembly. Lineage: Eukaryota; Metazoa; Annelida; Polychaeta; Dinophilidae.
AUAAUUUCGAACAACAUUUGAUAAAGGAUGAACAGAGAAGCAAGGAAGUAAAUGAAAUAAUGAAAAAAUCGCCUCAUCUCUCGCUUAUUCGAUCACAUAUAAUUGUAUUCUUCUUCAUUAUCGUUAUAACUCAGAGUAAGAUUGCGGAUACCGUAUCAAGAAAUACGUGUAACGAACACAAUUGUUUAAAUGGGAAGUGUGUUUCACCCAGUAUAGGAGACGAAAAUAGUUUCUGUGAAUGUUUCCAGGGAUUUACUGGUGCUAAAUGUGAUAGAUGUUACGGCAGAGUCAGUAAUAUAACUCUGAAACCUGGGCAGACUGGUGUUAUCACAGAUGGUCCUGGCAACUACACCUUCAAUACAAAAUGUUCCUGGUUAUUACAGACCACCGGACCAAAUAUUCGCUUUCGAAUAGACAAGUUUCAAACUGAAUGUGGAUGGGAUCACCUCUACAUUUUUGAUGGAGCGAAUCAAAAUAAAGAGCUCAUAGGAGCUUUAAGUGGUAUAUUACUUGACCCAAAGGGGAAUAAAAUGUCCGAUUUUGUUACAACUACCAAUACUACCUUCAUACAUUUCUUUAGUGAUGCAGCUUAUAAUAUGAGUGGAUUUCGUAUCCAUUAUGAAGUUGAAGCUUGUCCAUCUGAUUGUAGUAAUCGAGGGAAAUGUUGGUUAGGGAAAUGCAUCUGUGAUAGUGGAUUUUCGGGAGAAGAUUGCUCUUUCGAGAUAUGUCCUAAUAAUUGUAGUCUUGGCGAAUGUCGACCAGACGGUUGUAAAUGUCCCCACGGAUAUGCAGGCGAGGCGUGUAAUCAGUCUAGUUCAGACGGAACUUGGCGAAAAUUUAUGAUCGAAGGUGAUGACGUUGUUGGAAGAGCGUCACACGCGACUGCUACUGAAAGUGACGAUAUUUAUAUUGUUGGUGGAGAAACAUGGCAAAAGGAAGAAUACACGGAGAUUUUUAAGUUUAAAAAGAAUACGACAUUAGACUACACCUAUUCAUCCCAGAAAAUAAAAGUGUCUGAUACAAGACCAAAAUCUGUAUAUGAUCAUGCUGUGUCCUAUUUUGCGGAUAAUUUAUAUAUGACUGGCGGUAGCUAUAACCAAGAAACGAAAGAUGAAGUUUGGAAAUUCGAUAUAAAAAAAUCCAAAUGGGAAGCAUUGUCUAAUCCCUCUCAUCCAUUUUUAGCCGUUAAAGGGCAUACUUCACAUAUAUUUGGAGAGAAAUUAUAUAUAUUUUUGGGAUUUUCACCAAAAUUUGGAUACGUCAACUGGGUCCAGGAAUUUUGUGUAUAUUUACUUUUGCCAUUUUUAGAAAAUUUUUCAUGCGAAAGAUUGCAAGUUAGAGGAGCACGGAUUUUAGGAAGAUAUCGACAUUCCAGUGUAAUAUAUGAAAACAAUGUUUACGUUUAUGGUGGACUAAUUGCUAGAGACGUGAAAAAUUCGAAAUUAGUUGAUGAACUAUAUUCCUUUAAUCUUCUUAAUCACACUUGGACUAAAUUACCUUCUUCUGGAAAAUUAAGCUACCUUCACUCAGCAGUUGUUAUCAAUGAUCAGAUGUUAAUCUUUGGAGGAAACAUACAUAGUGAUACCGUUUCUUCGACCGGAGUUAAAUGUCAUUCUUCCACGUUUAUUUCUUACAAAUUAAAAUGCGAGAAAUGGACAGUUCUGAACCCAAUAAAACUACAAUAUGACAUAUCAAGAUAUGGACACACAGCCUUCACUACCGAAAGUAAAAUGUUUAUAUUCGGAGGUUUUGGCUCUAGACUAAAAAAUGAUCUUAUUGAAUUCACUCCUGGCACGUGUAAAAAUUUUAAAACUAAAGCGGAAUGUUUUAAUGCCAAUACGGGUAGUAAUUGCGUGUUUGCGGAUGGAAUUUGCUGGCAUAGAGAUUUAGCUAAGGAUACGAAAAAUCUAAGCGAAAAGAUUUCCGAGUGCAAACAACCAGAUGUAUAUAUGCCAAUUCCUAUCUUGCUAAUUAUCCUUAUGGUCAAUGUUUCGAAUGGAUCAGCAAUGUUAAUAAAUGUCCUUGUAAUGUAUAAUUGUAACCACUAUCAGAAUUGUUCUUCUUGUCAAACUCAACCGCAUUGCGGUUGGUGUAAUAAUAAAGCAAACACUGGAAAAGGUAAAUGCAUGGAAGGCAACUUUGGAAAAAAUCAACAAUGUCAAGGUGAUUGGUUCUAUAGUUCCUGUCCAGACUGCCAAUGUAAUGGUCACGCGAGUUGUGACGAUGGAAGUAAUUGCGAUGAAUGCGAUGACCCUAUGGAAGGUCGUCGAUGUGAAAAGUGUGGCAAAGGCUUCUAUGGUCUCCCAUUUAACGGACAAAAGUGCAAAAAAUGCGAAUGCAAUAACCGUGCUGAGUCGUGCAAUGAAGAUGGUAGAUGCUCUUGUUCCACGAAAGGAAUGAUAAAGAAAACGUGUAGUGAGUGCGAUAGGGAGAGUCACUAUGAUAAUGGUUUUGGUGGAGUUAACAUAACAGGAAAUGGAACUUGUUUUUACGAGUUGGCAACUGAUUUUGCAUUUACAUUUACUUUGGACGAACCGUCCGACAGCCAUAUUAAAAAUUGGAAUUUUAUGAAUAGACCUAUAAGAAAUGACAAAGAUGCUGACAUUUCAAUAUCUUGCCAUAACAAUAAUGAGAGUGGUUCACCAACUCCAAUGGUAGAAGCUUAUAUUUCGUGGAACGUUGGACCCGGUCCUUAUCCUAGAGAUACUAUAAUACAUCAACAAGAAUGCGAUUAUAUAAGGCAUAAGAUUGAUUAUAAAAAAUAUAGAAUUGGUCCGAAAUAUAAUACAACUCUAUAUAUCUUCGUAUCAAAUUUCAAAGUUCCACGAAUAGUUAUAAAGAGAGCUAGAAUUGAGCUAAGGCAAAUGGCCAGCCGACCAUUUGCGAAAUGUCUUUUAGAUCUUACUUCCAAUCCAGUUAAAGUUAUCCAGCCAGCAGUGGUCGAUACUGAGCAAGUAAAACUUACAAAGAAGAAACGACACACUAGAAGGAAAAAGUCUCCGCUAAUUUCACUUGAACCAAUGGCUAGUCAUAAGUCUGGUAUAGUGACAGUUUUUAUGAGAUUGCCUACAGGCGAUAGUGACUAUCCUCCAUACAUGCAAAGUGGAUUAGCAUUAGCCAGUUGCUUGGUAACACUGGGUCCGAAUAGUUGCGGAAGUGCAGCAAAAAGACUGAAAGAAUCAGAAUCAAAUAACAAAAAACAGAAGAAACCUAAGGCAGUUUCUAAUGAUGUCUCUGUAUGA